AUGGGAUGGAAUCAACGCGUCUACUUAAAUUCUGCCCAAAUAUAUGUAUGUAAAAAUUGCAAGACGCAUUUAGCUACCGAAGCAAAUGUCAUAAGUAAAGACUUUAGUGGCAAGCUCGGAGAGGCCUACUUAAUGUGGCAGGUUGUUAAUUCGGAAGAGGAUGAAUUCGAAGAACGCGAAAUGCGUACAGGCAAACAUGUUGUGUGCGACAUAUACUGCUCGCGUUGUCGUAACUAUGUUGGAUGGAAAUAUUGUUAUGCAUUCUUGUCUUCUGAACGUUACAAAGAAGGCAAAUACCUUUUGGAAGCAGCUCGAUUAACCAGAUCAGGAUACGAUAGAGACGAUGACUAG
Molecule: messenger RNA, 351 nt
Organism: Malassezia sympodialis ATCC 42132
Lineage: Eukaryota; Fungi; Basidiomycota; Malasseziomycetes; Malasseziales; Malasseziaceae
Gene: MOH1
Product: Moh1p
Source: RefSeq, a predicted model, not a curated record